Molecule: messenger RNA, 1329 nt
Organism: Topomyia yanbarensis
Lineage: Eukaryota; Metazoa; Arthropoda; Insecta; Diptera; Culicidae
Exons: 2
Coding region: 139-1266 (375 amino acids)
Molecular function (GO): ATP binding; ATP hydrolysis activity
Source: RefSeq, a predicted model, not a curated record
CUUUGAUCGCUGUGACACAGCCCGCAAAACCGUUAAUACUUGUGUGAAUUGUUUUUGCUAUUUAUAUGCUCAAUUGUUAACAAUUAUCGUUUCUCUGCAAAAAUUUGCAUUGUAACAAAUUUAAAGACAGCAAUAAUUAUGUCCGACGACAAAUCGCCCACCAGCCUCUUCAUCUUCAACGAUCAAAGUCCGGAGAAGAAACAUUACGAUUUCAAUUUUGCGUUACCUCCGCCUACCGCGCCGUCACCACAGGUUCAACCUAUGGACGUGGAUACGUCCGGACCGAUCAAGCUACCGGAGGAAUUAUCCGACGCUCAAAUUGCUAGUGAGAAGAAGCAGAAGCUGAACAGUGGUAAGGUUAGACGGAAAAUACGGAAGCUAACAAGCAUAGACGAAUCUCUAUCCAGGAAACACGAAUCGGGUUGGUUAUGUCAACUGGGGGGAAUUCGUUCGAUUAUGGUGUGCUCGUUUGUUAUUCUGGUCAUCGCUGUGCUGGUGGGAAUAUUUGCAAAGGAUGACCUGCGGAAAGAUUUCUACAAAAUGUACAGAAACCAUCAUCAAUUGUUGCUGUACGGAGUCGAGGACUACUGUCUGCAAGAGCUGGAUUUUUCCAACGUGACAAAGGCACUGAAGGCGCGAGUCGUGGGGCAGCAGCUUGCUGUUGAUCAAAUAUCUGAUUUUUUCAAUCGACAUCGAGAUGAUCCUUAUUCUUCGCUAGCACUGAGUGGACCGGUGGGCGUUGGAAAAAGUCUCACUGCUGAACUGAUUGGCAACAACUUUCAGUGGCGGUCGAAUGUGCAUCGGUUUACCUGGGGUAUUGCCAUAACUGCGGAACAACAGUUUUCCAACUUUCAGUCGUUUCUGUAUUCGCUCAGAAACGGUGCCUCAACCGAAUUAAACUGUGGCCAUAAUUUGUUGAUUAUUGAUAAUCUGGAAGCGACUGACGCUGGCUUGGUCAAUAAAAUUAACAACCGGCUGAAGUUUGUGUCGGAGAAGGAUAACGUGCAGCUGACGGCGUUGUUCGUGUUUCAGGGAGCUUCUGCUGGUGAUUCCAGCUGCCUCAGGGGUUUGAAUGGGAACAUCGAACAAGUGACUCUAAGGUCACUUACGGAGAACGACUUAGAACAGUGUAUUCGCUUGGAGGCUAAGGAAUUGGGAGUUGAUUUGGGCGAAGAUACGCGGCUGGUCAAUAUUGUGAUGAGCAGCGUGGAUGUGCACCGGUAUGGCUGCAAGGGCGUACGAGCCAAGGUUAGCUUGUACUCGUAAUGUUCGGUUGGGAUUGAAGACUUGUUCGUUUGAAAUAUAUGCUGUGAGAUUAUUGUUUGUAGA